This is a messenger RNA of Pestalotiopsis fici W106-1, 870 nucleotides long. RefSeq lists its product as uncharacterized. The transcript has a single exon. NCBI's taxonomy places the organism in Eukaryota, Fungi, Ascomycota, Sordariomycetes, Amphisphaeriales, Sporocadaceae. The record is from RefSeq and is a predicted model, not a curated record. Bases 1 to 870 code for a protein of 289 amino acids.
AUGGCACCAGAACCGAUUCUGCCAACGUCCAACGAGACGUCGGCCACCGCCUCUGUCGACUCGGGGUCGCCAACACGGACAACAGCAAAGCCGUCCUUGAUAGAGCGUUUCCGCCUCCACGAUGAUGUGAACAUUCACUAUGCCGACAUCCCUGUCUGCCUGUGCAGUCUGACGUCCGGCCUUUGCGAUAGCGUCGCCUUCAAUGCCUCGUCAGUCUUUGUGUCGAUGCAAACGGGCAACACGGUCUUCCUGGCCCUUGGCACCGCAGGAUUGCCAGCCAAUGUACCGCUGCUCUGGUUGAAGUCACUAUGCUCCAUUGCCGCGUUCAUGGCCGGCGUCUUUGUCUUUGGGCAAACGCGCCACGUGCGCCCCACGUCCAAGCUCACCCUCGCGGCCAACUUUCUGGCGCAGAGCAUCUUCAUCUUUGCCGCGGCGGCGCUGGCGCAGGGCGGUGUCGCGCCGGCCUUUGGCCUGCUGAGCGUGGCCGAGGCCCUGUCGCGCGAGGAGCACGCCGACCUGCGGGUGCUGGGCCCCAUUGUGCUGCUCGCCUUCCAGUUUGGCGGGCAGAUCUGCUCGAGCCGCAUCCUGGGCUUCAACGAGGUGCCGACCAACGUGCUCACCAGCGUCUACUGCGACCUGUUCAACGACCCGAACCUGCUCGCCCCCUGGAAGGCCAACAAGAAGCGCAACCGCCGCGCCUCGGCCGUCGUGCUCAUGCUCGUCGGCGCCAUCAUUGGCGGCUGGCUGGCCAAGAGCGAUGCCGGUAUGAGCACUGCCCUCUGGAUCGCUGGCGCCAUCAAGUUUGGUAUCGCGACUGCGUGGCUGCUGUGGAAGCCCAAGCAGACGGCCCAGCCGGCGGAGAAGAAGUAG